Molecule: messenger RNA, 1986 nt
Organism: Cokeromyces recurvatus
Lineage: Eukaryota; Fungi; Mucoromycota; Mucoromycetes; Mucorales; Mucoraceae
Product: natural resistance-associated macrophage protein-domain-containing protein
Exons: 7
Coding region: 129-1829 (566 amino acids)
Biological process (GO): metal ion transport
Cellular component (GO): membrane
Molecular function (GO): cadmium ion transmembrane transporter activity; manganese ion transmembrane transporter activity
Source: RefSeq, a predicted model, not a curated record
UUUUUUUUUUUCUUUAUACAGCAAUUAACUAGACACAAUAUAACUUAUAAUAAUAGACGGCAUAUUUAAAUAAAACAGCUUUUUUUUUAUAAACGUAUACUUUAAACUCUAUUAUAUAAUCGCUUACUAUGGUACCGCAUGAUGCCAGACGAUUAUCAGAUGAUGUAGAUGUUCAUAAUUUAGAAGAUUCUGAAGACCCUCUCAUUUUAAAGGGCGAACAAUUUGAUAGUGAUAUCAAUCAUGCUUCACAGAGCUCCAAUAGAAUAAAUAACAAUGGAUUAUUUGGAGACGAUUUAGAAAUAAAACCGGAAGUAGAUACAGGCAGAGUAUCUGAAUCAUGCUUUUCUUUUAAAAAAUUAUGGAAAUAUAUGGGACCAGGCUGGUUAAUGUCUAUUGCUUAUCUUGAUCCAGGAAAUCUUGAAUCUGAUCUUCAAACAGGAGCUGUAGCUGGAUACAGUUUAUUAUGGCUUCUAUUCUGGGCACAUGUUAUAGGUCUUUUUUUUCAAUUGUUAUCAGCUCGGUUAGGAACAAUUACUGGAAAGCAUCUUGCUCAAUUAAUUCGACAAAACUAUCCAAAAAGAUUAGCAUUUGUUUUAUGGAUAUUUGCUCAAUUUGCAAUUAUUGGUGCAGAUAUUUUAGAGAUUGUAGGUACAGCUGUUGCAUUACACAUUUUACUUCGACUUCCUUUAUGGGCCGGUGUGCUUAUGACAGCUACAGACACAUUUACUUUUAUGAUGAUUCAGCGUUAUGGAAUUCGUCGUUUAGAAGCGUUUUUUAUGGUUUUAAUUUCUAUAAUGGCAGUUUGUUUUUGGGUUGAAAUGAUACAAUCAAAGCCUGAUGUUCGAAAGAUAGUAGAAGGUGUAAUGAUACCGAUGAUACCUAAAAACGCUGAAUUUCAAGCGGUUGCUAUGUUGGGUGCAAUUGUUAUGCCUCAUAAUAUGUUUUUACAUAGUGCUUUAGUUAUGUCCCGUGAUUUAGGUAAACAACCUUCAGUUAGAAAAUUAAAAGAAGCGAAUUUUUAUUUUGCAAUUGAAUCGAUAUUGGCACUAUGGGUCUCUUUCUUUGUGAAUUUAGCCAUUGUAGUUGUAUUUGCGCAAGUAUUCUUCAAGCCAAAUCAAACAGAGCCUAUUAUAAUUCCUGGAUUGGAUGAUGCUGAUGCUGUUUUAAGUGGCACUUUGGGUUCUGCUGCAAAAUAUUUAUGGGCAGCUGGUUUACUUGCAGCUGGCCAAAGUUCAACGAUGACAGGUACAUUAGCAGGUCAGUAUGUUACUGAGGGCUUUUUUGGUAAUAUUUUCAAGAAAGAUUGGCAUCGAGUGGCAGUAACACGAUGUAUUUCUUUAAUUCCCGGUAUGUUGGUAGCUAUAUUUGCUGUAGAUCACUUUGAUACAAUGGGUGAAUUAUUAAAUGUGUUACAAAGUGUUUGUUUACCAACUGUACUUAUACCAAUUAUUAAAUUAUCAACGUCAUCAAAUAUUUUAUCGAAAGAAUUUAGACCCUCAACUAUUUUACAAAUAACAUGUUGGAGUUUAACAGUCAUUGUGAUUGCCUUCGAUAUUUUUUUAUUUAUUAAACAUGCAACAAGUCAAGGAACAGCGAUUGUCAUUGGUAUUUCAGGAACAAUUUAUCUUUUAUUUCUUGUCUAUUUGCUUUGGAAACCAUUAUGUCGCGCUCAUAAUCUAUCAAUUGAAGAAUCCGAUGAUUGGAUGAGUUUAUCUCAAUAUGAUACUAUGGAAAAUUCAUUUGAUGAGUCACCGUUACUGUCACUAAACAAUAGUAAUAAAAGCAAUCAUCAUGUCAACAAUAAUAUAGAAGAAGUCUAUUCCAUUUAAAAGAAAAAAAGCAAGCAAGCAAGGCAUAUAUGCAUCAUGUACACCUAUCUAAUAUCCUCCUCCCCUUUUUAAUAUUCAUAUAAAUAUAUAUGACCCCUUACAUUAAUUCAUAUUAUCAGAAUAAGAUAGAAAUAGAUAUUUUUACCUUUCACUUUUA